AUGAAGAAUGCAGAACUAAAACAGUUAAGGAAGAAGUCUUUUUCUAAUUUGCAUAUAAUGAUCCGCAAAAUACUUCUGAUCCUAGCAAUGGCGCGGAGUGUUCUUACAAGAGUUAAUAUGGAAGAUAUAAAGGCAGUCAGUGAGACUUUGGUUGGAAAGGCGCAAGACGUAGUGAUUAAUCCAAAUGGGCCAUUAAAUCUACAACGCGGUUACAUUGGGCACCGAAGCAGAUACAUGUACAAUAAGCGGUUUUAUUCCUCUGAAAUAGACACAGACUAUUUGUUGAAGAAGGAUAAAAUAUCUCGUUUUGGCCAGCAAGAGUAUACAUUUGCAAGAACACCAGUCAAUGACAGAUCAUAUAAAGAGUUGGAUACAAAGAGUUCUAGAGAAAAGUAUCUUAGUACUUAUCAUACACAGCUCAUAAAGAUGUUUCCUUCAAUAGAUGGAGACCUUUCCAUUGAGGCAGGGAGGCCAAACGCGCUUACGAACUUCCUAAGAGCAGAUCACGUUAAGAAGGAUACCAAGUACAUUCUUGCUGCGCUGCUGCUUCUCUCAGAGGGCGUUGACAUUAAAAUAGAUAUAGAUCAUACAGGAGACAAAAAAAAGCUUGUCAUAAAAAGUAAGAAAAGCAAGGAGAAAGUGUUUGUGAAUGUGGAAAUGCAUACUACAGGUAUAGAUCCAGUUACCAAUGAGCACAGUGAGAGCAUCUACCAAAGUGAGGCAGCUGAAAUUGUUAACUUCUAUAGACGCUGUAGAGAUAAUCCGCUGCUAAAGAAGGGGGGCGAGUUUGCAAUGCCUUCUUGUAAAAAAGAGUUUGAGAGCGGGAAUUUUUUAAACAGUGCAGCCUUCCUUAUACAGACGUACAUCUACGAGUUUAUUGACACAGCAGAAGACUACAAGGACUUUGUAGAAGCAGCGCAUGAACUAAUGGGUGAUCAAGUAGUUGAAAAGGAAAACCCCGAGCAGACUAAGAAGAAAGGCAAAAAAGGCAGAAUAUUCGAUGAGCUCUUUCUAGCGAAAGAUGCACUUGGCGAAAAUAUAAAGUACAUUGAAUCGUUCUGUGAUCUUAUACAGGCUAAAAAUGAAGAUGCUAAAUUUCCCUUCUGCAAUGAUAGUCAGCUGCCGCAGUAUACUAGAGUGCCACGAUACAAGAAGGAUAAAUCAGGUUUUGAGUUAGAUCAGUCCUUUUACUAUAGUGACUGCGUAGAAACAGCUCUGCUUGGACUGUUCUGCUGCCUGGCAUAUAAUCCAGAGACUGGAAAGUACGAAACCUGCCACAUGGGAAAGGGAGUAAGCAAAGAGUUGAGAGACUUCUUUGAAAAGUAUCCAAAGCCAACAGAAGCCACAGACUUUGAAAUGCACAAACAGUGGAGCAGAGUUGUUGCUUGUUUGGAUAAUCAUGAAAUUGACUACAAGAAAGAGAAAAAUGAACUUAUAGCUGGGAUUGGAAAUAUAUUCCUGGCAAUUGCAGAAAUAACAGGCCAGAAGGAGGGAAUGCUAAAACUAGUUGAGUAUAUAGAGACUGCAUGUAAAGCAGGGGAAUUCGAUAAUAUGCAGAAAUUUUACAUUAAGAAUAAGAUAGAAUCGAUUAUUAAGUCUCUGUCACUGAAUAAGAACGUGAGAGUAGAAUGCAACCAGAUGGCGCUUGGACAGAGGUCAAAUGGAAAAGCAGAUCUUUUAGCUGAAAUUAAAAUUAUUUAUGUGUUUGAUGGAGCAGAGAAUGGAAUUGUUUUAAAAGUAACAAAAGGGCAUGGAAUUCUUACUCUUCUUUCAUCCUUAGAUGCCAAUUCUGCAUACAUUAUAGAAAAGUGUGAAGAAGUAAAAAAUACUUACAAUGGAAUUGAGUCCUAUAUAGAAUAUAUUGUUGUUCGAUAUAUUGAUGCUGAGUUGAAUGAUUUAAGAUCUAUCAGUUGCAUGCCCUCAAAUGAUCUUAUAAAAAGCAUAGAUCCAAUAUUACAGGAUAUGCCUAACAAUAUCUCUAAAAUAUUCCUAUUCGGAAAGCUUGCUAACACUAGCAUUAAGGCGCAUAUUAUAAAGCUUUUUAUAGUCUCUACAAUCAAUAAUGAGCUAGACCCAACUAACCCUGCGGCACGCUUUACUGCAAACAUUUUAGGAAGUGUUCCGCUCAAUGAUUCUCUAACCCGCCGGCAAAUGAUGAAAUUCUUCCCAAUACAUCCAAAAUGGCAGGAAUACUACCCAAAACUUGGAUAUAAGCCAUCUGAGCAUCUACCUGAAACAGAGAUUAUACAUUUGAGCUCAUCAGAAAUAUAUUUUUCAAAUUUGCUAAUAUCAUGCCCAGUCCCUACUACCAUAAAAGCUAUAGGCAACUAUUUUAAAGCAACUAUGGAUUACCGCAAAAUGCAUUAUAUGGCAAGGUAUUUCAUGUCCUCAAAGUCUGUAUUUAAUCAUAUCGCAUCUGAAGGCCUAGACAGCUUAGUGAAAAUUCAGUCCAUUCUUAAUGAAACUAAGGACUUUUACAUUUUAAACUUUGUAUACACUUCCUGGCUUUUUCACAUAUGUACAAGCAACUGCGAGUUCACACCGGACCUUAUUAAAACAGUUUACAACUUUAUACUAUUUGAUCAUCUGCAGGAUAUAAGUGAUUUCAAAGAACUAGGGAUAUCUAGUGUAGGAUUCAGAAAAUGUGUAAGUUUUUUGAAAAAAAGAAAGAGUCUUUUGUGCACAAAGAAUGACAAAAAAAGUAUAAAAAACUAUGAUAAACUGAUAUUAUACUUUAAGUUUGCCAUUAAGCGCAAAUCUUUUUUCUGCUUAUGGUAA
Nematocida ausubeli is the source of this 2778-nucleotide messenger RNA. RefSeq lists its product as uncharacterized. Bases 1 to 2778 code for a protein of 925 amino acids. NCBI's taxonomy places the organism in Eukaryota, Fungi, Microsporidia. The record is from RefSeq and is a predicted model, not a curated record. The transcript has a single exon.